UUUGCGCAAGUUCUCAAAAUUCAGUAGCACAGAGCUAUCAUGCCUCCCCCUCCCCACGAUGGGUAACCUCUGCCCCUGCCCCUGCUGCCUGCUCCAUACACAUCACCUGCAUUCCCGCCCUGCUUCAUUACAGGCUUCUACCCUAACUUCACACCUUGGGAAAGUCUAUUGGCUAAACUAUUUGCGAGUUAUUCAGAUUGUGCGCGAUCAGGACGAACGCCCCAUUCCCGACAAAACAAAACCUCGAAGUAAUUAUCCCGGUUACUCCGGCAGUUGGCCUGACUUUCUUUACGAUCACUACUGAGCUGCUUAGACCCAAGGCUGCUCGUCUCUUUGGGCGGACAUGCUUGGCGUUCAGUCCUCGCGUGUGGGGGGUGGUGGCAGGGGCAAGGCAUGUUUCUUCUUUCGUUGGUAGGGGCCUGCUUAAAAAACUUGUAAUACCGGAUUCAUAUUCAUGGAGAGUCGGCUGCUCUUGGGGGGUGUCAUGUAUAAGUUGCCCAUACAAUCCGCCCACCGCUCCUCUCACUUCUAACACCACUGCUACUACUACGACAUUUCCCGCACCGGCACCAUACAAGCAGUAUAUCUAGGAGCCAGAUCCCCCCCUUCACCACACUUUGCCCACGCAUCAUCAACUGUUCGUCCCCAUAUCAAAGACUGCAUCCACACCCAUCCCUUUUGCCUAUCAUCCGCAUAAAGUGCCUCCUUUCCACCUCCUCUCCUCCUUCACAAUGGCCCACCCAAACGGACAACAGGUAUGCACCGACUCCUGCCAUUACCGAGCUCCCCUAUCCUAACAUUUCUAUAGACAAAUGGUGUGGCCAAUGCAGCGGCCGGUCUAGGAAUUCCACGGGAGAUGAUCGACGACCCCUCCCAUGGACUCACACGCUUGGACAGAUUCCAAAAGGAAAAUGGGCCCCUCUACUUGCCUGCGCCAACUCAUCAGCAACAGCAACGAAACGGCCCCCUCUACUCUCCAGCGCCAACUCGUCGGGAACAGGAGCAACGGGAACAGCAGCAAUGGGAACAGCAGCAACGGGAACAGCAGCAAUGGGAACAGCAGCAAUGGGAACAGCAGCAAUGGGAACAGCAGGAACGGGAACAGCAGCGCAGCAAUGGGAACAGCAGCAAUGGGAACAGCAGCAGCGGGGACACAUACCAGCAACGGGGACACUAAGCUGGCGGUUUUCCAACUCACAGCCCACAGAAAACAUUCGUUGGUCUCGCUCUCGUCGCAAUUGUUGCGGCUUCGUCGCCCACUCUUAAUGCAUAAAUGAUCCACUAUUAUCUGGUCUCCUCUCUUCAUCGACCGAGGCGGCCGCGUACUCUCUGGCUCGACCAACAGCGGAUGAUCGGUUUCCUCAGAAGUUUCCUAGAGAUCUCCGCUCCCCACCGACCCAGUCCGCUACGCACGCCCGGGCCCGACCAACAGCGGAAGACCGACUCCCUCGCAAAUACUUCCCGGUUAUCCACUACCCCCUAUAGACUCUACCUAGAAUCUUUCCCUUUUCUUUUUUCCUCCUUCAUUUCUUUCCUUCUUUGUUUCUCCUCCAUCGCGAUAAUUCCUCCCUCUCUGCAUUACAUCUUUCCCUUUCUUUGACUCAUCUUGUGUUUUACGAUAGAAGGGACAGCAGGAUCGCGGGCUAGCUCAUAGGUUUCGGUGUAGGCAUGCUUUGGUUCUCAAUUAUAACAUCACUUUCUAAUUUCAAUUUUUCCUAUCUUCAUUUACUGGAGGAGUUCCCCCUUAUCCUCUUUCUCAUGAAAUUCCGCUUUACACUUCCGCUUUCAAACUUUGAUUGUAUUACUAGUAAGAAAAAAGAAAAAAAAUUAUACACGGGAGUUCUUCCCAAACCCUUUGCUCAACGUCCGCUAUGUGACUGCAUUAGUGCGCAAAGUACUUGUAAAUUACAGCAAGAGUGGAUUUUGAACCCUCGUACGCCUUACCACUCGGUGACAGUUCUAUGGGAAUUUUCCAAUAUUUUAUCUCAUUUAACCUACUUUGUUUUUACUCUUACCCGAUCUCUACCCUCAUGAGUGCCGGCACUACUACAUCAUAAUAGGAACGAAGAGGUGACGCGGAGAACAGAAAUUGGGAGCAGCCUUUUUCCUUCCCUGCUUUUUUUUUUUCCCUCUCCUUCCUU
Molecule: messenger RNA, 2141 nt
Organism: Tuber aestivum (summer truffle)
Lineage: Eukaryota; Fungi; Ascomycota; Pezizomycetes; Pezizales; Tuberaceae
Source: the annotation of a GenBank genome assembly